CUGGCACCGCUUUCCCAGGCUGCCCCGCGCGCGCGCGCCGACAGUUCGGCCACGUCCCUGGCCACGUCGCGGCCGCUCUCGCCAUCUUCGCCGCUUCCUCUCAGGGGCUGCUGCUCCCUGAGCCGCCGAGCUCCGGGGCCGCCGCGCUGCGCCGACCGCCGCCAUGAACAUAUUCCGGCUGACCGGGGACCUGUCCCACCUGGCGGCCAUCGUCAUCCUGCUGCUGAAGAUCUGGAAGACGCGUUCCUGCGCGGGUAUUUCUGGGAAAAGCCAGCUUCUGUUUGCACUGGUCUUCACAACUCGUUACCUGGAUCUUUUUACUUCAUUUAUUUCAUUGUAUAAUACAUCUAUGAAGGUUAUUUACCUUGCCUGCUCCUAUGCCACAGUGUACCUGAUCUACCUGAAAUUUAAGGCAACCUACGAUGGAAAUCACGAUACCUUUCGAGUGGAAUUUCUGGUGGUCCCUGUGGGAGGCCUCUCGUUUCUAGUCAAUCAUGAUUUCUCUCCACUUGAGAUCCUCUGGACCUUCUCCAUCUACCUGGAGUCUGUGGCUAUCCUUCCGCAGCUCUUUAUGAUCAGCAAGACUGGGGAGGCUGAGACCAUCACCACCCACUACCUGUUCUUCCUGGGCCUCUAUCGUGCUUUGUAUCUUGUCAACUGGAUCUGGCGCUUCUACUUUGAGGGCUUCUUUGACCUCAUUGCUGUGGUGGCCGGCGUAGUCCAGACCAUCCUAUACUGUGACUUCUUCUACUUGUACAUUACAAAAGUACUCAAGGGAAAGAAGCUCAGUUUGCCAGCAUAAGUGCCAAAGACCAUCACCAGCAUCUGUCCUUCAGGGUGCUUGGACAGAUUUCUUACCACAGCAAAGGCAUAAGAUGCUUGAUACGGAAAAUCAGAAACUUAACUCUUUUGUUGCAGAUAGUCAUCAGUGGCUCUGUAAGAAUGCAGAGGAGAAGAGCCAGAAGGUUUCUGUUUAAUGCAUCUUGCCUUAUCUUUUUUUAUUACUGUGUACAAAGAUUUUUUUACACAAAGAAACUUAAUGCUGUAUUAAUAAAUUCAGUGUGUAGCUUCAAUUGGGAUAGUUUCAAAAGUGAAGAUUUUUGUGAGGAAUAAGUGCAAAUGUUCUUUUUUUAUUUUAAAAAAUUCUUUGAAACUGUUGAGUCUUUGUGUCUGCAAUGAAAUUGUACUCCUUGACAGUUGGUAGAUUAUAUAUUCUUCCACCUAUCAAAA
Molecule: messenger RNA, 1230 nt
Organism: Cebus imitator (Panamanian white-faced capuchin)
Lineage: Eukaryota; Metazoa; Chordata; Mammalia; Primates; Cebidae
Gene: KDELR2
Product: KDEL endoplasmic reticulum protein retention receptor 2
Exons: 5
Coding region: 164-802 (212 amino acids)
Biological process (GO): endoplasmic reticulum to Golgi vesicle-mediated transport; protein retention in ER lumen
Cellular component (GO): endoplasmic reticulum; cis-Golgi network; membrane
Molecular function (GO): ER lumen protein retrieval receptor activity
Source: RefSeq, a predicted model, not a curated record